AAGCCCGACCUUGGCGCGGUGCACCUCGCGGGCGGCGUUGCCCCGGGAUCGACUCCUCAACACGCGCACGACUCCCAACGGGGUGUAGACGGGACAGCGAGCCGGGAACGCGCGUUACUCACGGCCAUGGACGUCUCCGCGUUCUCCGACGACAGCUUCGACGUGAAGGAAUGGAUCAACCGGACGUUCAAGUCCGCCGAGGCACAGGAGAACAAGGAUGCUUUCGUCUCAUCAUUGGUGAUGAAGUUGCAAUUGUACGUGCAACAAGUCAAUAGUGCUCUGGAGGAGACUAGCCAAUCGGUUCUCUCCAGCUUGCCGAGAAUCCUGAGGGACACUCAACUGCUGCAGCAGGAGACCGUAGCGCUAAGGGAGAAAAUGGUUGCUGUCAAGCAAGAGAUCGCCAAGGUCGAGAGAGAUACAGCCUCUUCUAUGGCGAUGCUAGAGAAGAUCGACAGGAUAAAAACGGAGCUGCAGACUGCUAAACAGGGUUUACACGAGGCUGAUAACUGGACAGUAUUAGCGAACGACGUGGAGGAGGUAUUCGAGUCCGGCGACAUUGAAGCCAUAUCUAAUAAACUGUUCAGCAUGCAGAAAUCUCUAGCGAUGCUCGCGAACGUGGUCGAUUACGAGGACAAGAAGCUGCAGUUGGAAGGCUUGAAGAAUCGUCUGGAGGCGAUGGCCAGUCCACGAUUGGUCCAAGCAUUCACCGCUGCCAAUCUGGAACAAUCCAAGGUUUACGUGGACAUCUUUAGCAAGAUGGAACGUCUGCCGCAGCUGCUCAAGUACUAUCACAAUUGCUUGAAGGUCUCCCUGGCGCAAGAAUGGAGGCGCACCAUUGAGCUAGCGCAAGACGAGAACGUGACCUAUUGGCUCCACACGUACUACGACAAACUGUUAUCUUCCUGGCAUGAACAGGUGAAAUGGUGCCACCAAGUAUUCCCUGAUACGUCGAUGGACAUUCUCAUCGAGGUGUACGCUGACCUUUUGAGGAGCCUAGAUCCCAGUAUUCCGGAGUGCAUAGAAGCAGUGCUGAAGCAACAUUCCAACGCGGUGCAGUUGUCGAUAUUGCUCGAGCUGAAGCAGAUGACGAGACAUUUCGCUGUGAACUUGAACGGUGCUAUCGAGACGUCGCAGCGCGGCAAGUCGCAGAGCGAGAAGUUGUUGCCGCUGGCGCAAGCUACGUACGCGCCUUACGUUCCGUACGUCGCCAAGUACAGCACGUUCGAGACGGCGCAGCUGGAGCAGCAGCUCCAGUUCCUGGAUCGUUCGCACGACGACUUGAGCGACACUAUUAAUUCUCUUUCCCUCAGCAUCUCCAGGAUCAUGGGCUACGCUAACGAAGCCAACAAGCGUUGCAAGCUCUUUACCGAAGGUUGCGGUUAUCCUGGUUUACUGCAAUCGUUAAAUAUUUUCUUUAACCGAUAUCUUGAGAAAUAUCAGCAGGGUCUGCGACAACUUGAGCGGAAGAAGGUGAAACACGAAGAUUGGAAUCUGUUUCAGAUGUGCCUUACCUUGAUGCAGACAAUUGGUGACCUGCUGCAACAGGUGCAACAGUUUGAAAAAUCGCUCGUGAUCGACAUCACGGAAGUUAACAAUAAAUUACAGAGUACGAACGGCAGUAUUUUUUGCCAAUACAAGAAGCUACUGCUAACCGCAGCGGGGUGCGGCGAUCUGGAAAAUCUCGUUGCGUCUUUCCAGAGAGAGGACAAGACAAUUCUCGACUCGAUCGUGAAGUCUGUUCAGAAACUCUGUUCUGAUUUGCAUCACACGACGUACGAGGUCAUUUUCGCGCCGAUAUUCACUCAACUGCUGCUGGUGCAAAAGGCGCCGGCCUGGUCGGCGGACACCAGCAAGAUGUCCAAUCUGAGUUCAGAUCUGCCGGAUUACAGCUUCGCACCUCAGGAAUACAUUACGCAAGUCGGACAGUAUUUAAUGACUUUACCGCAACACCUAGAACCGUUCCUGUUGAGGGAUAAUCCGAGUCUGACGCAAGCGUUAAAAGCGGCUGAUCCGCAAUAUGCCCAAGUCUCGACCGAAUCUGGAUUCACCGGUAUACUGUUGGACAUCGUCGCACGUGGAACGUGUCAGAUGUUCCUGGAUCAAACCUUGGGUAUCUGUCAGUUGAACUCCGUCGCCUGCAAACAGCUCGCGACCGACAUCGACUACCUUGGCAACGUGUUAGAGGAACUCGGUCUGUGCUUAUCGGAAAAUCUGCAACACAUGUCGUUAUUAUUAAGAUUAUCUCCGGAGGAUUAUCAGAGUGGCAGUUCUGGUUGCAAUGCCCGUGUCGUAGCCGCCGUCAGACAGAUGCGCAAUAUUACGUCUUCUGGCUGACACGACUGUCAUCAAAUAGGACAUACGUUGUAAAAUAAGAGUUCAUUAAUGUAUAUUUUUUUGACGGCGAUUUCGUAUGGCAUUUGUAUAACGUGCUUGAUUAUACUUCAAUUGUAAGAAAUAAGGUCGUGCAGAAUAAUAAAGUAAUAAUAUGCGGGCGC
Messenger RNA from Ooceraea biroi (clonal raider ant), 2495 nucleotides. It is a transcript of the gene Cog7, whose product is annotated as conserved oligomeric Golgi complex subunit 7. NCBI's taxonomy places the organism in Eukaryota, Metazoa, Arthropoda, Insecta, Hymenoptera, Formicidae. The record is from RefSeq and is a predicted model, not a curated record. Gene Ontology annotation, biological process: retrograde vesicle-mediated transport, Golgi to endoplasmic reticulum; intracellular protein transport; Golgi organization. Gene Ontology annotation, cellular component: COG complex.